UAAAUGUUGUUGGUGAAUAUCUGAGACAAUAAAUGACCCUUUAGUAGCCUGUAGGAGGAAAAGUGAAUAACGACUCUUGUCUCUAUCCAAUUAUAAAUGUCCAGUUUAAUUGGUUUAGCUACCGUGAGAAGAUAAAAUAAGAUGGACAAUCAAAGAUGUUCAGAGUGUGAGAAUUUCAAUCCCAAUCCCGUUUAUGGUUUGAAUGAAGCACAGCUAGAUAUCCUGGGACAGCGCAGGUGGAAGGCGUAUCGGACAAUUUGGGCAAAGCUGAAGGAGGAGCGCUGGUGUUCAGGUCCAAGACUGAAGAGCUGCUUCCUGUCUAUUGCACCUCUCUUGUCAUGGCUGCCACAGUACUCGCUCAGGAAAAACGCUAUUGGAGAUUUGAUAUCAGGAAUCAGUGUGGGAAUCAUGCAUCUGCCACAAGGGAUGGCUAAUGCUUUGUUGGCUGCAGUUCCUCCAGUGUUUGGUCUGUAUUCUUCUUUCUACCCUGUUCUCAUCUACUUCAUGUUUGGAACAUCCAGACAUAUCUCUGUGGGUACUUUUUCUGUCCUUUCCAUCAUGGUCGGUACGGUGGCUGGUGAUGUUGUGUUGGCAGGCGGCGGAGCAGAGAGUGAUGAGAUUGAGGCUGAAAGUGCUAGAGUUGCCUUUGCAGCUCAGUUGACCAUUCUGUGUGGACUGAUACAGGUAAAACACACAGAAGCUGUAUUAAUCCUGUAUUGGUGUGUGUGUGUGUUUGUGUAUAAAUCUCUCUCCCUAUAGAUUGUGCUGUAUGUGCUGCGUUGUGGAGGGGUGUGUCGGUGGUUGUCUCAGCCGUUGGUCAGUGGUUACACUACGGCAACUGCUGUCCAUGUGACUGUUCACCAGCUGCCUUUACUGAUGGGCAUCUCCAUAGUCAGACACAGAGGCGUCUUUGCUGUGUUCUGGAUGUUUUCAAACAUUGUGACUGGAAUCAGCAGAGUGUUACUGGCGACACUGGUAGUGUCCCUUGUCUCCCUGGUGAUACUUGUUGGUGGAAAGAUGGUGAAUUCACGGUGGAGCUCUCGAUUUCCCAUUCCAUGGGAGUUGGUACUGAUUAUCUUUGCCACUGUGUCGUCAGUGCAGUUUGAUCUGUCCGGUCAGUAUGGAAUACAGAUUGUUGGACCCAUACAAUUCGGUCUCUCACCUCCCUCCCUUCCAUCGUUUUCUGUCUCUCAGGAGCUGUUAUUGACAGCUCUUGCGUUGGCAGUGGUGGGCUAUGGUUUCCAAGCUUCACUGGGCAUGAUGUUUGCUCAUAAACAUGGGUACCCCUUUCACAGCAACCAGGAGCUGUUGGCUAUGGGUUUGUGUAACUCCAUAGGCGGGAUGUUCCAGUGCUUUCCAGUAAGCGGAUCCAUGUCUCGCAGCGCAGUACAGGAGAGUACAGGCGGACAAACUCAGGUUUCUUCUCUGGUGUCUGCACUGAUAAUUCUUUUGAUCUUGUUAAAGUUUGGCCCCCUUUUUCAGCAGUUACCAAAGACAGUUUUGGCUGUCAUUAUUUUAGUGAAUCUGCAAGGGGUUUUUGCACAAGUCAAAGAUGUGCCUAAACUUUGGAAUACUGACCGCUUGGACCUGGUAGUGUGGGUAGUGACGCUGUUCAGUGCUUUGGUGUUUAAUCUGGACCUGGGGCUUGGCAUUGCAAUUGUUUUCUCUCUGUUUACCAUCGUCUUCAGGACACAGCAGCCCAGAUCUGCUGUUCUUGGGCAUAUUGCUGGCACAGACUGUUACAGGGAUCUGGAGAAAUACUCAAAGGCACACCAGAUCCCUGGAGUGACUGUGUUUUCCUGUUGUAAUCCACUUUACUAUGCCAAUGCAGACCAGACCUUCACAUCACUCAAACAGACAAUUAGUAAUGACAUUAAUGAGAAUCCUGAAGUACAACCUCCAGACCAGCAGGGGGCUCAGUGUGCACAGCACUGCGUUAUUCUGGAGCUCAGUGGAGUCACCUUCAUGGACUCAGUGGCCAUAGGCUCAUUCAAAUCAGUGCUUCAGGAUUUUGAGAACACGCAGACCUUGUUUUUCUGUGCUUCAUGUCCAGAUGGUUUACUAUCUCAGAUGAAGAAUCAUGGUUUUGUUCCAGAUUUUCUGUCUCUUUCUUCAUUUUUUCCUUCAGUUCAUCAUGCAAUCCUGCACUACCAGGGGCUACAGAACACAGGCACAGAUGUUACAGAGCUGUGACCUUUAAUGACCUCCCUGCCUGACCGAUGAACCUGCAAACCUCAAAAAAUCCCUCACUACUGAGCUUUAGAAGUGACACUUCUAGAAAGAUUGGAAAAGGAAUACAAGAACUUCCAAUUUUGAUUUAAUGAUUUGGAGCAACUGUGUGCAUUUAUCUGGAUUUAAAGGGAAUUGCGGCAACCAUAGACUGUGGCGGCAACAGAUGCUUGUCUAUCGGCUAUUGCAGUGCUUCUCCGGACUCUGGUCCGGAUCCGGACCCGGAGGGAAUUCAGUCCGGGCCCGCCUCCAUUUCG
Sinocyclocheilus rhinocerous is the source of this 2486-nucleotide messenger RNA. It is a transcript of the gene slc26a6.1, whose product is annotated as solute carrier family 26 member 6, tandem duplicate 1. Lineage: Eukaryota; Metazoa; Chordata; Actinopteri; Cypriniformes; Cyprinidae. Gene Ontology annotation, biological process: transmembrane transport. Bases 877 to 2193 code for a protein of 438 amino acids. The record is from RefSeq and is a predicted model, not a curated record. Gene Ontology annotation, cellular component: membrane. The transcript is spliced from 19 exons.